AUGGCCGAGCCCUGUCCAUUCUGCAAUAUCGCAGCCACAAACCCACCAACCCCUUUCAACGAUCCCGGUCCCAAAUCAACCACGGACUCUGUUUCCGACGAUGCCAAAACAGCUCAUAUGAUCUUAUCCACCGAGCAUGUAAUCGCAUUCAUGGAUAUCAUGCCUCUCACUCCGGGUCAUGUACUCGUAGUCUCAAGACAUCAUUAUGAGAAGUUGGGAGAUAUGGGUGUUCUGGCUAGCCAGGAGAUCGGAAAAUGGCUUCCCGUACUAUCCAGGGUUGUUACAAAGGUUAUUUUUGGUGAUGAUCCUGAUAGGCAUUGGAAUGUGGUACAGAAUAACGGCGCGCGCGCUGCACAAGUUGUGCCUCAUGUCCACUUCCAUCUAAUUCCGCGCCCGAUAACAGAUGGCGUGCAUAAGCCUAGCUUUGCUAUGUUUGGGCGUGGUCAGCGCUCGGAACUUGAUGAUGAGGAGGGUGAGGAGCUAUCUCAUGCUAUGAGGGUUGAGUUGGCACGAGAAGUUCAGCGGAUUAAAAUUGAGGAGGGUAUUGAUCUUUCAAUCGACUCUGCAGGUCGGGGUAAAUUGUGA
Molecule: messenger RNA, 585 nt
Organism: Penicillium malachiteum
Lineage: Eukaryota; Fungi; Ascomycota; Eurotiomycetes; Eurotiales; Aspergillaceae
Product: HIT family protein
Exons: 3
Coding region: 1-585 (194 amino acids)
Biological process (GO): nucleotide metabolic process
Molecular function (GO): catalytic activity
Source: RefSeq, a predicted model, not a curated record